GCCAACUAGAAACCAAUUUCUUCGUAUAAAAUCCAAGGAGUAUAGAAUCCUUUAUUUUUCGUAGUUUAAGAGAAUUGAAUACUCAUUUUCAUUCGUUUUACUUGGAAGCUGAAACCUUGGAUUAUAUUCACAUCGACUGUGUUGGUUUUUUUCUUUCGGCAUUGUUCAAUUUUCUAUAUGGUAUUCGUAUAAACGAUUUUCUGAUUACUUUUAUACAAUACCAUAAAAGUACACGAUUGGGUAGCAAUAAAAAGAAAGAUAACAUCAGAAGUAUAAACAAAGGAUUGCUUUCUUGCAGGACCAUCUUGGGUCUCUUUCUCUUAUUAGAACCUGCCUUUUGCAAAUAUUGCUCCACCUGCUAUUGUUGAAUCUUUCUUGUGCCUUGUUUAUUUAAACUGUCAUCACAUAAGGUUCCCUUCUUUUCCUGUCUUUGCCCACAAUGUCUAGCGAGCUUUAUCCAGAGCGCUCUCAUCUGUUGAGAAACAAUGAUGAUUCAAAUAAUGUGGACUUAGAAAAUCCAUACAAGGAUCCUAUUCCCCUCAGAUCCAUAUGGUAUUUAAUUGCUUUAACAGUGUCUCUUUUGGGAGUCCAGCUAACCUGGUCUGUUGAACUUGGUUAUGGGUCUCCAUAUCUAUUUUCUCUCGGUCUUCGCAAAGAAUAUACAUCCAUUAUUUGGAUUGCUGGUCCAUUGACGGGGAUCAUUAUUCAACCAAUAUCUGGGAUACUUUCGGAUCGCUUUCAGUCGAAACUUGGAAGAAGAAGACCUUUUAUGCUAGGAGCUAGCUUAUUGGGUACUUUUAGUUUAUUCUUGAUGGGGUGGGCCCCAGAUUUGAGUGAGCUACUAUUCAAGGGUACAACUGCAAACCGUGUAACCAUUGUGUUAGCAACCUUGAGUAUUUACCUUUUAGACAUUGCUGUGAAUAUUGUCAUGGCAAGUGCUCGUUCCCUAAUUGUCGAUUCUGUUCGUUCAGAUCAACAACAUGAUGCAAACUCUUGGGCAGGAAGAAUGAUUGGUAUUGGCAAUGUUUGCGGAUACUUGUUGGGAUUUCUUCCGUUAUACCGGAUAUUUGCUUUCUUAAAUAUUACCCAGCUUCAAGCAUUUUGCACAAUGGCCUCAAUUUUUCUUGUAAUGACAGUUGGCAUUACGUCUUUAAUUGUUAAAGAAAGAUCAUUUCCUGUUUCUGGAAGUGAUCAGUCAGUUUUGUCCGAGAUUCUGGAAUUUUUUGGAACAAUGAGACAAACCAUAUCAAGCCUUCCUGACUCUUUGCGAAAAAUAUGCUACGUACAGUUUUUUGCUUACUUUGGAUGGUUUCCAUUUUUAUUCUAUAUAACAACUUAUGUUGGUACUCUGUUUCUGAGACACGCACCUAAAGGCCAUGAGGAGGACUGGGACAUGGCAACACGUCAAGGAUCAUUUGCAUUGCUCUUGUUUGCAAUUGUUUCUUUGGCUUCAAAUACAGCCUUACCUCUUCUUCUUGAACAUGAGGGUGAUGAUGAUGAUGAUGAUGAUGAUGACGAUGACGAGACUGCAACUGAAGAAAGCUCAAGGGCCUAUGAAAGGCAUUUACGACCUGCUGAAUAUAUACCACGAUCUUCAGCUGAACCUAGUGAAAGGUCUUCUCUAAGAUCCGAGCCUACAGAAGCUCCUUCUCCUGCUCCUUCUGCAUCUACAUCCCGUUUGCAGAGAAUGAUGCCUUCAAAUCAUUCUAUUAUUAGCACAUUUUCAACAAAAGUACAAAUUAAAGGUCUUACUUUACCGAAUUUAUGGCUUUUUUCUCAUGUGUUAUUUGGCAUCUGUAUGCUAAGUACUUUUUUUCUGGGAACAUCUUGGGAGGCACAAGUGAUGGUAGCAAUUUGUGGGUUAUCUUGGGCUUGUACUCUUUGGAUUCCAUAUUCACUUUUUUCUUCCGAAGUUGCUAAGCUGGGUUUACGUGAGAGCAGCGGAAAAAUGAUUGGUGUGCAUAAUGUGUUUAUUUCAGCUCCUCAAGUUUUGAGUACCAUUAUCGCUACGAUAGUAUUUAUUCAUUCAGAAGGAAGCCAUCGUGACAUAAACGAUAACAGUGUCGCUUGGGUGUUGAGAAUUGGAGGGUUGGCAGCGUUUGUAGCUGCCUUUCUGUGUCGUAAACUGUUGUCGUUUGACUUUUAAAACAAAAUAAAAAAAAGAUUAUUCGAAUUUUGUUUCUAAUAAUAAUUUGCUUGGCCUCUCUACUCGUGCUGUUUGCAAAAUAGUUGAAUAGAAAUGGGGUACGUGUUUGUUUACAUCCAAGAUAUGAUAACACUAAGCGAUUGACGCUAUAAAUUGUUCUUUCUUAUGUUCGUUGGAACAAGUUUUUGAACGAAAUCAUCUAAAUUUAUUUAUACUUUUUACUUAAUUAUGACACUUGGCUACAGACAUAAAAAGGUACAUCAUUUAUAUAAGGUAUAUAAAAUGAUAUUGUUACUUUGGAGUACAAAAGAUAUGAAAGGCCAUAAUCGCUAAAAGCAUUAUAGGAAAGCGGCUAUUACCCAAAAAAAAAAGAAAUGGAAAAAGAAUUAACAUAUCUUAAAGGUCGAUAAGCGCCUUUAGAAAGAUAAUUUUUAUUUUAUUAAUGGUCGCAUUCAUCUACAUUGAAUAUCAAAACAAAAAUUAAGCUAAUUCGUUAACAUUGUAAAUAUAUUAUAUAAACAAAAAAAAAGAAUUAACCAGUCUUAACCUUAGCGGUUUUCCAAAUACAAAGCAUAAAGAUGGUUGCCAACACAUGUAAUGCGAGUAAAGUUAUCAGGAAUCCAAGAGAAGUAACCGUACGGAUUGCACCACCGAAAACAGGGCCGGUGGUGUCUGCAAUAGCUAUGCUUAUUUGAAUCACAACGCUUGCUAGCAAAUGAUGAGCUGGAUGAAGCUGCUUUGUAAGAAGAGAUACGAGAGGUGAAAAAGCAAUGGAAGUUCCAAAAAAGACAAAACAAAAUAAAGUGAAAUAAAGCUGUAGAUACUCUUUUUGAAGUCUGUUGACUAUGAGAUGAACAGCGACUGUCAUAACCGAAAUUAAAAUACCUAUCAAUGUAAUUGUUCGAUCUUCGAUCCACCGAGAAAGAAAAGAGAAUAAAAGGAGAAACGGGAUAUCAAUUAGGCAUGCAAGUGCAAGGAAAUUUCCCGAUUGAAAAGGAGAAUACUUGUAUAGGUAGGCAGUAUAGAUUGGGAUGGAAGCCUGAUAUGCCUCCAUUGUAAAGAAGCAAGAGAAAGCAAUAUAACCAGCAACAAAAAUCCUUAAAAGAGAGAUAAAAUCUGGACGGGGAUGCGUUGUUCGGGCUUCAGAAUUGGAAUCGUCGUUUUGGUUUCUGGCAGGGAUAGGAGGAAUGGUACUAUCAACAUCAUUAUAAAAUAAAGAAGAAAUGACAAAUAAAACAAACCAAAAGAUAGCGAGCAACCAAUUUCCGGAAGUAUAUUGAUUCCAUACGGCAUUGUGAGAAUUUGAAGAAGUUUUAGCCAUCAGACCGCCAAGAAAAGGACCAAUUGCAAUCCCAGCAGUUAGCAUUAUUGUGUUGAGAGUACUCAUAAAAGUUCUGUACUUGGCACCUACGAGGAUUCUGUCGGACAUGAACUUUUUAUGGUACAGAUACAUGACACAUGCAACCCCUAGAAUGAUUCGACUGACUAGUAUGAGGGCAAUGCUUUUGGCUUUAAAAGCAAGCGAAUAAAGGAUAUGGCCAACGAGCGCAGUGACACAUGAGCAGACGUAGGGACGUUUAUAAAAAGUAAAGCCAUUAGCAGAUUUAGGAUUCGACACCAGUAACAUAGGGUAUAAAGAGAAGAGCGCCGUAAUCAUAGGAAGACCAAUAAUGAGACCAGAAAGAACUUCGCUUCCUCCAAGGACUUUGACAUAGCUAUUCGAGGUUGGAAUGACAAUAGAAAAUGAAAUCGAGAGUACCAAAUUAUUCAAUAGGAUGAGGGCAGCACUCAUGAAUGGGGGUUUUCUAUCAAUAGAAUCAGUGUCAUCUAAUGUAUCAUCUUUUUCUUGAAUGGAUUCAUGGACUUGAUACUUUGCCGAUUUGUCUGGGACGUCUGUAUCUUUGCCAAUUUGGCUCAAGAUUUCUUCUUCCAAUCUUAAUUCCA
This is a messenger RNA of Schizosaccharomyces cryophilus OY26, 4090 nucleotides long. RefSeq names its product alpha-glucoside transporter Sut1. The record is from RefSeq and is a predicted model, not a curated record. The coding region runs from base 440 to 2146 and encodes 568 amino acids. Gene Ontology annotation, molecular function: sucrose:proton symporter activity. Lineage: Eukaryota; Fungi; Ascomycota; Schizosaccharomycetes; Schizosaccharomycetales; Schizosaccharomycetaceae. The transcript has 6 exons. Gene Ontology annotation, cellular component: membrane.